AUUAAGUUUCAAGCGCCUCUUCCUCCUGAACUGAACAACACACACCAAAACAGAGUAGCCUGGCAUGCUCUGACCCCUCCGAUCAUCCUGUGGUUAAUAUGGAUGUAAUGUGAUCAAGGGGACUGGACGGAAAACACACACUGGCUCUCCUGGUCCAUGCCUCCGUCUCCUCCCAUUUUAUCAUUUCCUUACUUCAUCCGCCCCCCCCCACUUCACUGUAACUCUGUUCAUAUCUCUUUCUGUCUAAUUUCAUUGUUCUGCCCACCUAUUGUCACUUGAUCCUUUGUUCACUCUUUGCUCAAUUUAUCCAUCCAUCACAGGAUAGUUGAUAGCUGUGUCUCCUCUUCUUUAAUAUACUGUUUUUUAAAACAAAACUUCCAAAACCUGCACCUUCUUCACACUUAACCUCUCUCCAUUUCUUUCCUACUAAACCACCCAUCUAUUAUUUGCUCCCCUAAUAUUUAGCACAAGUGCCCCGUUCUUUCGCCUGGUCUUCGUCGGGCCUGGCCUUGAGAUCAGUAUGUGGUCCAACUUCUUCGUGCAACCGGAUGAUGACGGUCGCAUCGGGGUGGCGGGGGCUGGACAAGGACAAGGUGGAAUGAAAGGUGGAAGGGGACAGAGGAGGAUCCCCAAGAUGAGUGACAGCCAGGAGGGGAAGAUCAAACUGGCCUUCUUUGUGUCUAUCAUCGGCGUGACCUUCACCGUGUUGGGCAUGGGGACAGAGUUUUGGGUGGAGCUGGCCCAACCAAAGAAUUUCAGCGGCAACUCGACCUGCCAGAUGGCCCAUUAUGGCUUGUGGAAGGGCUGCAUCCGCACCCUAUGGGUGGCUGACAUAGACCCAGAGAGGACGAGCUGUGGCCCCGCUGAACUACCUGGAGAAACCAACUGCACCUACUUCAAAUUCUUCACCUCUGGGGAGAAUGCAGUCAUAUUCAAGAAGACAACUGACAAGAAGCUGAAUCUAGCAGCAGCUAUCUUGGCCCUUCUCAGUCUGACCAUGAUGGUAAUGGGCUCCAUCUGUAUUGGCAUGUCCCUCAGCAAAGGAGUGCCCUUCUUUCUCAAGCCAGCCUCCUUCUGUUUCAUCCUAUCAGGUGUACUGGUCCUUUUCUCUGUCUUGAUGUUCCACCAGUCCGUGCUGGCCUUGCUGUCCAGUGACCACACCGUACCUUUACACCAUGAGCUGUCCUGGUCUGUGGCCUGUGUGGGCUCAGCGGGAGUCAUUCUUAUAUUUGGAGGAUUCCUCUUCGUCAUCCUCUCCCUUCCUUUCAGCCCCUGGCAGAAAUGCAUGUCACACAAGAAUAGCGCCACUUAGCAGAUGAAUGAUAAUAAAAUGUGAAUUCAGUAUUCUUGUUUGAGAGCAAGUGGAAACGUCCAUUAGCCCACCUGAGGGCUAGGACUUUGCUUGUUCUUGGCAUUUAAUUUGUCAGUGAAGUCAAUCAAGGUCUUAAUCAAAUGUAUGAAGAGAAGGCAGCAACCCGUAAGUGAGGCCUGCAGAAUGUGCAAAGAAUUGUUUUAGUGUUUUUUUAGUAGAGAAUAGAUGGAAGGAACGGGGCUACUGCUGACUCUAGUUUUUAGCUCUAUGUUGUGUUUACUUAAAUUGUCACAAUAGGCUUGUUAGCCUGCCUAUAGCUGUGCAUCCACACAUAAACCUAGUCCUUAUGUUAGCAUAAGGAGAGUAAAUAAAAAUGUUUUAAACGGUCAGACACAUUUCAAUUUUAAAACUUUUAGAAGUCUGUUUAAUACGGAAGCCCAUUUCUGCCAAGCAAAUUAAAAAAAAACAUGAAAAGUUAGCAACAAGUCCUCCAAAUUAAAGUCCUCCAAUCCCUUUAGAACGACACUUGGAAGCGUUUUCUCAUCUGACUUAAGCAAAGUUAUACUUUACGAGCAUGCAAGAAGGUGACGUAAAUUUCGUCAUCAGAGGGUGUACACGUAGGCUCUCUACGGAUAUUUGCGUACCAAUUUGUUGUGACAACGAGGCCACAAUGCUACAAGUGAUAGCUUAGCGAUCUACUGUGUGGAAUAUGUCCUCUAAGCAGUCAGUAUAAAUAGCAUUACUAUACAUCCAUGGUGUCCGCAGCUGUCCGUGUAUGCAUCCGUUUGGGAGUAUAACCAAGACUUAAGCUGUUUUUUUAAAACUGCAAAUCACUGCUUAAGAAUUAAUCUGUUUUAUGAUGUGACAACACUAUGGUUAAGGUUUGGUUAGGUUUAGGCACAAAAAUGACUUAGUAGGGUUAGAGAAAGAUCAUGGUUUGGAUUAAAAUGACUCCUUCGUUAAGGUUAGGCGACCUUCAUGAUAAUGGUUACAAUAAUAAACUUGUAGUUAAGGUGAGGGAAUGACGUCGUGCUUUAAAAAAAAAGGGAAAUGAACAGCUGUCACCCAUGUCCGAUGUUUUGUUGACCUAACAAAUUAGGGCUGGGCGAUGGAGAAACUCAAAUAUCACAAUAUUUAUGACCAAAUAUCUCGACAUCGAUAUUGCAACGAUAUUGUAGGAUUGGUUGUUUUACAAAAUAUUUUUACGGGGCGCUUUCCCAUGAAUGUAAGCAUAUGUCAUUCUGGGACACUGAUGGUGUCAUUCUUCUUGGGAGGACAGUCUCACAGUUAGACAUAAUACAAAAUUAUAAGAUUUUAAAUCAAAAGUUUGACUUACUAAGUCAAAAUGAUGGAUACCAAGUUGGAAAUUUUGACUGACCAUCUGAAAAUUUAGUAUUUUUUUUAACAUGCUUAACUUUUCAUGUCCUUUUUCAGGCGGAAAUGGGCCUCCAUAGAUUAAAAUCCCUAUUGCACCAUCAGAAUGUAUCACCAUCAACGUAUACUAUGUUUUUGAUAACAAUCAGUAUGGAAGAGGUCCUGAUUACUUUCAGAGAAGUUACAGAGGAGUCAUAUCUGCUACAUACUGCCUUACGAACAGUAAUUGAGUAUCCUUAAUAUUUUAGCAAUGAAGCUUUUUAACACUUAAUACUUGAUUAACAAAAGGCUUCAUGUCAUUAUUUAUUACUUAUGUGUGUUUUACAACUAUUGGGUGAAUGCUGCGUCAGUAUGAAUGUUGAAUGAAACCAACUGUGAGAAGUGAUUAAAAAACACCCUUUUGUAUAUCAGAGAAUUGUAUGGACUCACUUUAUAAGCUCAACUUUGUACAUAAACUGAAUGAAUGUGUUUAUAUUGUAUGAAAUGUCACUUUGAAAUGUAUGCAGUAAAUACACUUUAUUUUUGUCAUAGGAUGCUCACCUUGUCUCUCUACCAAGAAAUGUUAUUUUUCAAAAUAAAUGCUCAUUUCUACUCAUAUGUGUACAGUAUGUGGCGCCAGUUUUGCUUAUCAUUAAAGGGAUUUGACAUAAA
Sebastes umbrosus (honeycomb rockfish) is the source of this 3337-nucleotide messenger RNA. RefSeq names its product calcium channel, voltage-dependent, gamma subunit 6b (gene cacng6b). Bases 521 to 1312 code for a protein of 263 amino acids. The record is from RefSeq and is a predicted model, not a curated record. Gene Ontology annotation, cellular component: L-type voltage-gated calcium channel complex; membrane. Gene Ontology annotation, biological process: calcium ion transmembrane transport; regulation of calcium ion transmembrane transport via high voltage-gated calcium channel. Lineage: Eukaryota; Metazoa; Chordata; Actinopteri; Perciformes; Sebastidae. The transcript has 6 exons. Gene Ontology annotation, molecular function: voltage-gated calcium channel activity; calcium channel regulator activity.